Dissoconium aciculare CBS 342.82 is the source of this 693-nucleotide messenger RNA. RefSeq names its product manganese and iron superoxide dismutase. Gene Ontology annotation, cellular component: mitochondrion. Gene Ontology annotation, biological process: superoxide metabolic process. The coding region runs from base 1 to 693 and encodes 230 amino acids. The transcript is spliced from 3 exons. The record is from RefSeq and is a predicted model, not a curated record. Gene Ontology annotation, molecular function: superoxide dismutase activity; metal ion binding. NCBI's taxonomy places the organism in Eukaryota, Fungi, Ascomycota, Dothideomycetes, Mycosphaerellales, Dissoconiaceae.
AUGGCGUCCGCACUUUUGAAGCAGAGCGCUGUCCGCUCCGCCCUUCGCUCCGCCAAUGCUCCCAUGAAGCGUGCUGCAUUCGCCAGCACCACCUUCACUCGCAGCAAGGUCACUCUUCCUGACCUCGCCUACGACUAUGGCGCCCUCGAGCCCGCCAUUUCCGGCCAAAUCAUGGAGCUCCACCACGACAAGCACCACCGCACCUACGUCAACUCGUACAAUGCCCAGCAGGAGAAGAUGGAGGAGGCGCAGAGCAAAGGCGACAUCACCACCCAAAUCGCGCUCCAGCCCUUGAUCAACUUCCACGGAGGCGGUCACACCAACCACACCCUCUUCUGGGAGAACCUCGCGCCCAAGUCCAACGGCGGCGGUGCUCCCCCGACCGGCGCUCUCGCCAAAUCCAUCGACUCGCACUACGGCUCUCUGUCCGCUCUGCAGGAGAAGUUCAACACCGCGCUCGCCGGCAUCCAGGGCUCCGGCUGGGCUUGGCUCGUCCAGGAUGUGCAGACCGGUGCCAUCUCCAUCCGCACCUACGCCAACCAGGACCCGGUGGUAGGCCAGUUCCGCCCGCUCUUGGGAAUCGACGCGUGGGAGCAUGCGUACUACCUGCAGUACCAGAACCGCAAGGCGGAGUACUUUGGCGCGAUCUGGGAGGUCAUCAACUGGAAGGCGGCGGAGAAGCGAUUCAAGUGA